AUGGACACUCAGAAGGUAAGAAGAUCAUUUAUCUCAAAAUCCUCAAACCUCUGAUUUAUCUAAGGGCGAGAGAGAGAGACAGAGAGAAACAGAGAGAGAGAGACACAGAGAGAUGGGGGGGGGGGGCUUUGGCUGCUAGCCACUGACAGUUAGCUAAUCCUCUCUCUCUCUCUCUGUCUCGCUCCUUUAUUCUGCCUCAGUGAAGAUUCAGGUCAGUUUAUUAUAAAACCACCAGAGUUGAACUGAAACAGCAAAGAGAUUAAAGAGGACUCUGUGUGUAGGUGUGUGUGUGUGUGUGUCCGUCUGUGUAUGUGUAAAUUUCAGUGUGUGUGUAUAUCUGAGUGUGUUUGUGUUUGACAGGAAGCGCUCUGCAGGAUCAUCAGCACUUUAUCCAAUAAGAACGAGGAGCUCCAGACCUUCUUGGACUCAGUUGACGACACGCUGACAGGACUCCAGGUAAAAGCUGAUUGGCUAGCUGAGGGAAGGGGGCGGGGCCUUAGAGAGGGAUAGAACUAUUAAAAAAAACUGACCGACCUUUUUUUUAACCAGGAAGAGUCGAGUAAGGUGUUGGUUGAGCUGGAGGCGGAGCUUGAGAAGCUUAGUGCUGUCCUGGAUGAAAAGGGGGCGGAGCUUCGUGGCAUAAUUAAAGAGGAGAGCAAAAGGAAAGAGGCAGAGCUUCAGGUUCUUUUUGUUCUUAAACCUUUUUUCUUUUUUUCCUUUUUAUUGAGAAAUGAUUUCAUAAGAGUUUAAAUUCACAUUGACUGAUAUUUUCACAAACUUUGAGUUUUAAAUGUUUAAACAUUACACUGUUUACAGAAUGGAUGCCAUCUGCCUCCUUGCUCUGAGAACAGCACACUCUGGUGACGGGCUGCAGUAUAGGUCAUAAUUCCCACCUCCUAAUGGAGCUGUGGACAAACUAUAAAUUAAUGACAGAAUAUAAAUGUUUCUCCCCCCUUGGUUGUGAUGUUGACAUGUAGUUACUGUCAGACUGGUUUGUGCUCAAGUCCUCUUUUUUCUGUACAGCUCCAUUUUUAUAAGUUAUUAGGGGGUUCAUGUUUUCUAUGAUUGACACUUGAUACAGCCAAUGGGUGUACAGAGAUUACGCAGGGGGAUACCAAAAACAUUUUGCCUUGAAAUUGGUAUAAUGACAGGAGGCGGAGUCACAUUGUCCACAUGAUAUACAGUCUCUGGUUUAUACUUAAGCCUAAAACUAAGUUUGUCGUAAACUACGCAGUAAAUCUGUUUGUAUUCUCGUCAAUGUUAGUUUGUCAAACUUUAAAUUCCCACUAACUUCAAGUAUAUUUAAGUGGGUAUUUUUACACUCUUAAAUUCAAGUUUAGACUCUCUAAGACUUUAAGUUUGUUAAAGUUUAUACCUCGUCUCUCCUAGGAUGCUAAAGUUCUGAUGGGUCAUUUUUCAGAAGCAGCGCUCAGAGGGCAAGUCAGCGCUGUUGUCGUGUGAAGAGCUUCUGAAGUUUGCCAACCAAACUCUGACCAUCAGUGAGGAAGAGGAGUUUUUAAAGGUUCCUAACAUCUAUGACUUUUUCAUUUUACGAUUUAUAUAUUUUAUCAUUUUAAAAUUUAUUAACUUUAUCAUUUUACAAUUUAUUUAUUUUAUCAUUUUACAAUUUAUCUACUUUAUCAUCUUACAACUUAUUUACUUUAUCAUUUUAAAUUUAUUUACUCUGUCAUUUUACAAUGUAUUUACUUCUUUAUUUUACAAUUUAUUCACCUUGUUAUUGUAAAUUUAUGAACUGUAUCAUUUUACAAUUAAUUAACCUAUCAUUUUACAAUUUAUUUAUCAAAUUAUUAUUUUACAAUUUAUUCCCUUUAUCAUUUAUUCACUUUAUCAUUUUUCAGUUUAUUUAGUUUAUCAUUUUACAAUUUAUUUAUUUUAUCUUUUUUCAAUUUAUUUACUUUGUCAUAUUACAAUUUAUUUUUUUUUAUCAUUUUUCAAUUUAUUGACUAUCAUUUUACAAUUUAUUUAUUAACUUUAUCAUUUUACAGUUUAUUUACUUUGUCAUUUUAGAAUUUAUUUAAUUAGUUCAUCACUUUGCAUUUAAUUUAUUCCUUUUUUCAUUUAACAAUUUAUUUGUUUACUUUAUCAUUUCACAAUUUAUUAACUUUUAUUAUUUUACAAUUUAUUUACUUUAUCAUUUGACAAUUUAUAAAGUUACUUUAUCAUUUUAAAUUUCUUUACUUUGUCAUUUUACAAUUUUUUUUAACUUUAUUAUUUUAAAUUAAUUUACUUAAUCAUUUCACAAUUUAUUCAUUUACUCUAUCAUUUCACAAUUUAUUAACUUUUUCAUUUUACAGUUUAUUUACUUUAUUAUUUUACAAUUUAUUCAUUGAGUGGGAUUGUGAAGCAUUCCCAUUAUAUGUUAUUCAUGUCUUUAUUGAGUGGGAUUGCAAAGCAUUCCCACUAUAUGUUAUUCAUAUCUUUAUUUAGUGGGAUUGCGAAGCAUUCCCACUAUAUGUUAUUCAUAUCUUUAUUGAGUGGGAUUGCGAAGCAUUCCCACUAUAUGUUGUUCAUAUCUUUAUCAUUGAGUGGGAUUGCGAAGCAUUCCCACUAUAUGUUAUUCAUGUCUUUAUUGAGUGGGAUUGCAAAGCAUUCUCACUAUAUGUUAUUCAUAUCUUUAUUAUUGAGUGGGAUUGCAAAGCAUUCCCACUAUAUGUUAUUCAUAUCUUUAUUAUUGAGUGGGAUUGAGAAGCAUUCCCACUACAUGUUAUUCAUAUCUUUAUUUUUAUCAUUAUUAAGUGGAAAUGCUGAUUCAGCAUUUCCACUUAUUGUUAUUCUGUUCUUUAUUAUUAUUAUUUUUCUUCCCCCAUUUCAACUCCUCCUCAGUUUGUGCUGUUUCAACUUUAUACUAUUCCUCUCCUUCAGGACAUUAUGGCUAUUACUUUUCACUUUUCUACCCUUUAUACUUUUUGUUGUUUUUUUACUUUCUGUGCCAAAAUUUUAACAUGGGAGUCAAUGGGGAAAUCUUCCAAUUCUUCUUAUUCUUCCACUUUCUGAGCCUAAUAACUUCAGCAUACUGUCACCUAGAGACCUAAUUUUUGCUUUAAAAUGUUCAUUAACCUGUCGACUAUUUAUGUUGUAUUCACUUUUUUGUGAUAUUUGUUUUCCCACAAUUUAGCUUUAAGCAACUCAUGGUUUUCAGCAAAUUUCAGGCUUCAUCAUGGGUGUGUAUUGGAGAGGCUAGAGUGUUCGAUUACAUCGCUAGAGUGCAGACCUCCUCUUGGAUCGACAGAAACUCACUGGAAUAUAUCGCUCCCACACCCACAAAUUUUACUCCACAGCCAUAAAAAAUACAUCAAAAUUGAGGUAUAUGUGUCCUGCUUCUCACAAAAGAGGUUUCAAAUUAUUAAAUCAUACCCCUUGGCCAGCAGGUGACCAACUGUCCAAAAAAGGCAAAGAACCCUGGGAUUGGCGCCAAUGCAAUUUUUCUCCAAGAAAAUCCUGAUCAUCACUCAGGCUCAGACUUUUUUAACUCACUGUUGUGGCCACAUUUUUUAGAGUACAGACAUAAAAAACACAUCAUUGUGUUCAUGAAGGGCGGAGGAUUCGUACGAUGUUCUUAUUUUCAUUCUGGGAUUUAAGGAAAUCAUGCUAUGUGAAGAAGCUCAGAGGCCCUAAAUUCACAGCAGUUCAACUGCUUCUCAUUCAAACAGUGGGUCAGUUAAUGCCUUUGAUCUCACAGCUGUUUAGGAUAAAAUCAUUAACGAGAGACACACACACACACACAGUCUGACUGUGUGUGUGUGUGUGUGUGUGUGUGUGUGUGUGUGUGUGUGUGUGUAUGUGUGUGGCCCCUAUCUCCUACCACAAACUUUGACCUACAGAAACCAUCAGGGCUCCAAAAAUUCAGCUCAUUGAGGACAUUAUGGGGUGUAUUUUGGAUUUUGUUAAUUAAUUGUAUCAAUAUGUUCAGCAGAGUCGUGGGGUUCUCACAAGUUUCUUAUCAUGAAUGUAGCCAUUACAGAGAAUGAGCAUCAGGGCAUAGUUUUGGAUUUUUUUUCUCAGCUUCAAGUCUUCUUUCUCCUGCUGUAGUUAUGCAUCUACCGUUCCCAUGGCAACUAAUUAGUGCACCUGGAGACACACAGCUGACUGGAAAGCUGCUUCUAAUGGCCAUAUGAGACACAUGAAGCCAGGCUCAGUACACAUAGAACUGGGGGUGACAUUUAAAACCCUUCACUAGAGCGCUUGACGAACUUAGGCCCCUAUCUCCUCCCAUGAACUUUGACCUACAGAAACCAUUUAGGGCUUCAAAAUUUAAGCUCUUCGAGGACAUUAUGGGGUGUAUUCAGGAUUUUUAUUCAUUUACAUUUUUCACAUUUUAAAGUCACCCAGUGAGGAUUUAUUAUUUAUUUUUUUAAACUAAUUUAAACUCAUUCAAACUUAUUCAAACCUUUCUGAUACUUAAAAACUUUCUGAUACUUGAGGAUUUUUAAUUAUUUAAAUUUUCUCUGUUUAAAUUAGUUUUCAUAUUCAUGCAUUAUUCCAUCCUUCAAACAAAAUCCCACCUCUAGAACUACAACUACUGCUUAUGUCAAUUAAAGUACUUUCCCCUCUACUUCAACUGCUAUUGCUCCUAUUUCUACUUUCUCUACUGCUGCUAUUGCUACUAUUUCUAUUUUCUCUACUACUUUGACUUAUACUUCUUUUAUUCUCAAACUACUUCUACUGCUUACAUGACUACAAAUAUCACUACUUGACUACUUAUCAUACUACUUCUAUUACUACAACUUAAACUUAUGCCACUUCUCACCUUCCUGCCUUUUAAGGCAAUUUCCUUCUUCAUUCAAACUUUGUGCAAUUGUAGACAUUUUUCUAGCAUCUUUCAGCAUGAAUAAAAUUUCCUUUUAUAGAGCAUAUUCAUACUAUUUGUCCUUCAACCAAUUAAAUGAUUAUCCAACUUAUAAUUCUUUUUCACCCCUUCAACAGCUUUAACAUUUAUACCUUCCUCUAUGUUUUAUUAGCAGUUUAGCAUUGCUUUUUCAGCUUUCAGCACUCAGCAUUUCCACGCAUUUUCUGCAAGGAAAUGCAAUUUUUCUAGUUUUCUAGCAACUUCCACCGUUUUUUGGCCCUCAACUACUUCCACAUACUUCCACGUAUUCAAACCAUUCAAACUUCAAAAUAUUCAUCUCAUUGAGGACAUUCAGGGAUGUAUUCAAAAUUUUCCUAAUGUUCAUAAUUUCCGAGUUAUUCACGGUUUUCCGACUGAUUUCUCCCAUUAGAAAUGAAUCACGGAUGUUCAAAACAGCUUCUUUUCUCCCUUUAAUUCAAAAGCCUUCAACUUCGCCAUACUUCAACAUAGAAACUUCAUUCAAAUUCAAACUUUAAAACAUUCACACACCUUCAGACAUUCACUCGUCUAUUCACGAUCUUCAUGGCAUUCAUACUUUUCUCACAGCGACAGUUCAAACAGUCAUGGGAUUUUCUGACCUCUUCAGGUUUUAACAUUAGUGUGUUUUGCAUGGAAUGUUGGCAGCUAGAGUGGGUGACCUCACUGCUAGAGUGAGACAGGCUGAAAAUUAAUCCUUAAAACUUUGUCUUUACAAAAGGAUUGUGGCAACUCACUUCACUAUACACCGAUAAUAUUUGGUACAGUGAUGGCAAAACUCGUUGUCACUCUUCAUCUCAUGUUAGCAGCUAGAGUGGGUGACCUCAUUGCUAGAGUGGGAGAGGCUUAAAAUUUACCCUCAAAACUUUGUCUUUACAAAAGGAUUGUGGCAACUCAUUUAACUCUACACAUAUAGUAUUUGGUACAGUGAUGGCAAAACUCGUCGUCACUCUUCAUCUCAAAAAUGAAAGCCGUAGGACACACACAGUGGCCUGGGCAGACACCAACUGCCACAGACAUCCCCUAAAUUUCUCCAGCUUUCUCCAUUGACUCCAAUAUAAACCUGAGCGGAAACACAAACUGGACAUGUUUUUAACUUGUUCUAGUGAAGGCAAUUUUGGCUCCACAAACACAGAAGUUGUACCAAUGUGUUCAGCCGGGACUUGUGGUUCUCACAAGAGCAUUAUAAUGAAGAUAGCAGUUACAGAGCAAGAGCAUUAGGGGGUUGUUUGGACAUUGCUCUCUCAGCUUCAAGCCCCCUUUCUCCAUCCUAGUGAUGCAUCUACAGUCACCAUGGCUACCAAUUAGUGCACCUGGAGACACACAGCUGACUGAAAAGCUGCUUCUAACGGCCUCAUGAGACACAUGAAGCCAGGCUCAGCACACAGAGUACAUGGGGUUACAUUUAAAACCCUUCACCAGAGCACUUUAACAAAUUUCAGCCCCUAUCUCCUCGCACAAACUUUGAGCCACAAAAACCAUGCAGGGCUCCAAAAAUUCAGCUCAUUGAGGACAUUAUGGGGUGUAAUCAGGAUUUUUAUUAAUUUGAAUUUUCCCCAUUUUUCAAUCACUCAUUGAUUAUGCAUGAUUUAAUUCUUCCAACUAAUUCCAACUCAUUUAAACUGAUUCAAACCUUUCUAAAUCUUCAAACCUCUCAUACUUGCAGAUUUUAAAUUAUUUUGAUUUUCCUUUUCCAAAUAAUUUUCACUAUUCAUUCAGUAUUAAAUUUUUUCAAACAAAUUCCAGCUCAUUUAAACUAAUUCAGACCUUUCUGAUACUUUAAGCCUUUCACAUAUUUCAGGGUUUUCAAUUUUAUUGUUAUUUUCAUAUGUAGAUUUUUUAAAAUUAUUAUUCAUUAAUUAUUCAAUUCAUUCAUCUGAAUUCAUUCAAAUUAAUUCAAACCUUCCUGAUCAUUAAAUUUCACAUAUUUUCAAAAUUCAGCCAUUCGCAAUAGCAGCAUAGCGAUAGCAAUUUAAAUAGGAGCAAUCCCAUUUGUAAUUUCUUCAGAAAUGGCAUUUUUUAGUUUACUUUACCAUUUUACGGUUUAUUUUUUAUUCAAUCAUUUCACAAUUUAUUAACUUAAUCGUUUUACAAUUUAUUUACUUUCACAUUUUACAAUUUAUUUAUUUGCUUUAUUAUUUUACAAUUUAAUUAUUUACUCUAUCAUUUCACAAUUUAUUAACUUUAUCAUUUUACAGUUCAUUUACUUUGUCAUUUAACAGUUCAUUUACUUUUUCAUUUUACAAUUUAUUUAGUUACUUUAUCAUUUUACAAUUCUUUUACUUUAUCAUUUUAUAUUUAUUUCCUUUGUCAUUUUACAAUUUCUUUACUUCAUCAUUUUACAAUUUAUUACCUUUAUUUUAAAUUUAUUUAUUUACUUUAUCAUUUUACAAUUAAUUUAUUAACUCUAUCAUUUCACAAUUUAUUAACUUAAUCAUUUUAAAGUUUAUUACAUUUGUCAUUUUAAAAUAAUUUAUUUUAUUAAUUUAAUAGUAUUUAUUUACUUUAUCAUUUUACAAUGUAUGUAUUAACUUUAUCAUUUCACAAUUUAUUAACUUAAUCAUUUUAAAUUUUAUUACCUUUGUCAUUUUAAAAUAAUUUAUUUUAUUAAUUAAAUAGUAUUUAUUUACUUUAUCAUUUUACAAAUUAGUUACUUUAUCAUUUUACAGUUUAUUUACUGUCAUUUUACAAUUUAUUUAUUUUAUCAUUUUAAAUUUAUUUACUUUCUCAUUUUACAAUUUUUUUACUUCAUCAUUUUACAGUUAUUUACUUUAUCAUUUUGCAAUUUAUUUUCUUUAUUAGUUUUACAAUUUAUUUACUUUAUCAUUUUUAAUUUAUUUAUUUAAUUAUUUUUUCAAAUUAUUUACUAAAUUAUUUUACAAUUUAUUGACCUGUCAUUUUACAAUUUAUUUAUUGGUUGUCAUUUUUUAAUUUAUUGACUUAAUCAUUUUAAAUUUAUUUACUUCAUCAUUUUACAAUACAUUUACUUCAUCAUUUUAUAAUUUAUUAAAUUUAUAAUUUUUAUAACUUAUUCACUUAAACAUUUUAUAAUUUAUUUAUUAGUUUAUAAUUUUAAAAUGUAUUUAUGUACUCUAUCAGUUUACAAUUUAUUUAUUUAUUUUAUCCUUUUACAAUUUAUUUACUUUAACAUUUCACAAAGAUUUACUUUAUCACUUUACAAUUUAUCUUCUUUAUCAUUUUUACAAUUUAUUUACUUCAACAUUUUACAAUUCAUUUACGUUUUCAUUUUACAAUUUAUUCACUUAAUCUUUUUAAAUGUAUUUACUUGAUCAUUUUACAAUAAGUAAAUAAAAUAAUAAAUCUUUGAGAAUUUCCCAGUUUGGUAUCUAUCUAUCUAUCUAUCUAUCUAUCUAUCUAUCUAUCUAUCUAUCUAUCUAUCUAUCUAUCUAUCUAUCUAUCUAUCUAUCCAUCCAUCCAUCCAUCCAUCCAUCCAUCCAUCCAUCCAUCCAUCCAAUUUAUUUACCUUAUAAUUUAACCAGGAAAGGAUAAGGAAAAAAUUCUUAGAAAAAAAACAUUCUGUAAAAUUGUUUUUGUUUUCUUUUUUCUCAGGCAGCCAAAGAUAUCAAAGAGAGGUGAGUACAAACCCUCAGUAUUCUAAAAACUGCACCGAUGUCUGUAGUUUGUCUGUACUUUGUAUGUAGUGUGUUUAUAGUUUCUUCCUAGUUGAUCCUUUUUGAUGUUUGUAAAAAUUAUCCUUUUUUAUCCUUUUUUUGGCUGAUUGACAUUUUGAUACAUUUUUUAAUUGACACCAUGGAUUACCUGCAAAAGCCAGUCUCUUGCUCAAAAUCCUUAGUACAUCUCUCAAAAGUAAAUAUCUGUGUCAAUGAACAUGUCAGUGCCAUCAGAAUGACAAGUCCUUGAGUCAUUGUGUACGGAUAAGACAGUCAAAUUGCUUAGUCAUGUUGUCAAUAUAACAGUGUACUCUGGAGGGAUGUUCUGAUGUAAACUAUGGCUAAAGUUUUGAUGACAAUCAUUGUAAAUUGUAAGUUACACCUCAGUGUAUGUGGGAGAUUGAUUGCAAGAGACUGUAAUUUGAUGACAGACCAUGUCAUUGCGAUACAGAAAAGAAAAAGACAGCACUGCAGAGCACAAUAAAAAAAACAAAAUAACAAAAGUAGAAAUGUGAACAUAGGACAAUUUCCUUAGGGAAAACUGGAAAUGCAGUGCUGUAGGAAUUACAGUACAGUCUUCCAACACCUCCUGAUGUUCCUGUCUGUUAGGCAACAAAUUGUUAUCCACAAAAUGUCACUCAUCCAAAAUGUCACUGUAUAUACUAUACUUACUGUAUAUUGUAAAAUGAAAGUCGAAUACUGCAAUAUUGUAUGAAGCAUUACAGAAAGUAUACAGUAUUACAGUACAGUGCCUAUUGUUAGAUUACAUACCUGUUCUGUCAACGAAAAGUCUGAAUGAUUGAGGACACAGUUGUUCUCCCAACAUUUGGCUGCACCCUUCGGCCAGCCUCAGCCAUUGUAAGCCCAUGAUUGAGAACGUGGUCUACAAGUGUAGCUCUUAUCUCAUCAGGAACGUGCAUAUGUCCUCUGCCUCUUCCUCUGUUUUGCCUCCCAACUCCUCCGCCACGCAGCCUCACUCCUCUUCCUCUUCCUCUCUCUGGCUGUUGACCCCGUCCAAUUCCUUGUCCUUCCAUUGUCAGACAUUGUAACAUUGUGUUGUGCCCUGGCAAUAUAUAUACUUGCCAGUUGAUGGUUCAUGAGAUGCACCUUUGAGCUAUUUCAGAAAAGUGGUUGAUCAUUGGUUGAUCUAAUGCUUCACACAUUUCCCACCGUUAGAGAAAGUCAAGAGUCACCUGGGAGCAAUUUACCAAUUCAGGACAGAUUCAGAAACGUCUAAUGGAAAUGUAUAGAAAUAUGCUUGAUAUAUUAUGACAGCUUGUUCAACCAUUUUGCGUGUAAAGACUUAUGCAAUGAACUAAUGCCUAAACGUUGUGGGGGGUGAGACUAUUCAACAGAGACCCAUUAUAAUACAUUUUGAUCAACAUGACAUAAGCAAUUGAUAAUGUAGAAAACUGCAGAAAAUUGUACAUAAUCAUUUGCAUGGCUGUACCAAAGCAUUUGCAAGUUGUUCAAAGAAAUGAGAAACUGCUUUUUUGAUGUGCACAAGUGGCACAAUGAUGUGAAGAUUGAACACGUAGUUUUGAGAAUUUAAAUUCUGAUCUGAGAAAUGUACCAAAGCAACUGAGAAAAACUGUAAAUACUUGAUAUUAACAAACGUUGGUUAUGAGAGUCUCCUCAAUCACAUAACCCCACCCACACUUUAACAAUCUCCACCCACAUAUGUCUCCAUGUUCAUGAUAAACCCUGCCCACUCUCACACUCUAACCCCACACCUGCUGGACCUGCCCUUCCCGUUGCCAGGGUAACCAUGGCGCCAGCAUUCCGGCUCACAGCUCGUCCAAUCGUGUCACAGAACAUGUCACAGUUUACCACGGACUUUAGUGCGGAGAGGGCAGAUCUUCAAAAACUCUAUUUUCUGCCAGGUAAGUCCGUCAGGUCAGGUGUGAUCGAACUUUAUUUAUUGACUGUUUUUUUCUUCUUUAUUUCCUUGAAUUUUCUGUUUUUAUAUGCUUGUUUCUGAAGCAUAGUUCGAGGUCGAGGUCAAAAUAGCGGGUCAGAAUAUUCAGCUGGAGGUCAUUAUCUGAUCUUACCUGACGCUCUCCAGGGUUCUUCACCUUGUUGUCAUGGAAACAAAACGGAGUCGUCUAACUCCUGAAUAUGUUACAGUUCCCAGAGCACCAGAGAUCGAUGUCUCAAGCUUAGUUGUUUGUGACAACAACAUCACUGUUGCCUGGCAACCAGCUGACGGUAAUGGUGGACAAGUGGAGCGAUACGAAGCGGAGUACCGAAAAACAAACCGCAACUCGACACUAAGAGCCACAGGAGAGGCAUGCUGGGAAAAAAUUGAUGACAUCAGAGAGACUUCCGUCACCAUCUCAGGUCAGAGUACAGAGAGUUUGUUUUCCAUUGAUCAGUUACAGAUUGUUUAUCGAUAAAUCUUGUGGGGAGAGAGAGAGUGGGAGAGAGAGUCUGAUGUUUGUAGUUGGAGAGCAGAAAGGUCAUGUGAUCCAGGUGAACGUCCAGGAUGAUGGAGGUUCUCAGCGAGCAGAAUUAAGAUCUGGUGUAGACCUGAUCCAGAUCCAACUCCAAGCUUUUAUCGAUGUGUUGCUGAAUUGAUCAGUUCUGUGUUUCCGCCUUAUCAGGUCUCAAAUUUGAUUCCCGCUUCAUUUCCAUUCGAGUCCGAGCCAAAAACAAAACGGCUGCUGGCGAGUUCUCUGAUCCUGUGGUCGUGGAAACCAAAGGUAAAUAAAUAGAUAAUGAGUGACACUGUUAAAGGAGACAAGGAGGAGGAGGAGGAGGAGGAAGAGUCACUUUGAGGAGAAUUUAAGAGCUGAAAUUUAACUUGAUAUAAUAUAUAUAUAUACUGUAUGUAUACAUACUGUGUACAUAUUUUGUUACAGCCUAUAAUUUCGGCUUUGACGCGGCGACUGCGCACACUGAGCUGAAGGUUGUCAAUGACACGGUGACCUGGGAGCCACAGGGGGUCAAAGGUCAUGACCCUCGCCUCAGAGGAAAGGAAAAUAAAUACAGGUAAGCAUCAGGUGAUGGAAUAUGUUUUUGGGGUCAGUAUUACAGAGGAUCAUUGGAGUUGUAGUUGUUGAGUAGUAUGUUGGGGUUGGUCUGAGGGAAAUCAGCCAAGCAGCCAAUAGCAGCUCUCAGGACUGGUCACAUGAUCACCUGCCUGACAGCGACCUUUUGACCUUUUGUUCUCUGAAUAACCUGUUUUUCGCGUCGACUGAAACAGACCUCCAAUCAGCUGACUGGCUAUUAGACUGUACUUGUUGCCACGGCGCCAGAGUUGACAAACAGUUCAGUGUUUUUUUUUGCUGGUGUUGAAUUCUGUCGGUGGUCAGAUAGAGGUUGAGCAAUGGUGAAAUGACUUGAUGUAGUUUUUUAAGUGAAUCUGAAAUAUUAAACUGUCUCUCUGCUGCUGUGUGUGUGUCUGCGUGUGUGUGUGUGUGUGUGUGUGUGAGUGUGUGUGUUUGUAAGUGUGUGUGUGUUCUCACCUUUUUGUCCCUCUACAGUCUCCGUACUGCGUCCUCUAUGACACGCUCAGGUAGCUGUAAUUUACUAGUUGCUUGGCAACAACUCUGUCUCCGAUCAAGCUCUUCACCUGCCAUCUAACCUUUGCAGCCAAUCACGUCAGCUGCUGACAUCACUGCUGACAUCACAUGUUUAUUUUCAGUGAAUUUUGUUUUUCUAUGUAAUAGUCCGACUUUUUACCUUCAUGCUAAUCUUUAAGUCGAUGUGACUGUUGAUGUUCAAAACAAUCAUUUAUUAACUUUAAAAACUAGACUCAGUAAAAUUCAGAUUUUAAAUGUCUGUCUGACUUUAUUUUGGUCAAUGACGAGCGUUUGAAUAACGGACUGUUUCCUGUCAGAUAAACUCUGUUUGAGUAAAACUUCGGAUUAUUUCUCAUUAUUUUAUCGUCUUUGUUUAUAUUUGUCAUUUUUCUCUCGCUGCAUCAUCGCUUUGGCACGAGCUCAUUGGCUGUUUCAUCUUCUUUUUUUACUCUUUUAUUCUGAAAGGGUUUAAGCUCCCACCCCUCUGAUCCUUUGAUGUUUUUUUAUUCGCAGAAGUGCCACGCCCUCACCCAAAAAGACGACAGCAGGCCGAACAGGACGGGAUCGAUUCGCAGGAGAGUCCUACACAGUCCUGGGUACUUUCACUGAGUACUACUACAGUAAUACUGAAGUCUAAGUACAACUACAUAAAUACUUUUUAUUAUAUACUACUACACAAAUACUUAACACUUAGGACUACUAAACAAAUACUCUUUACAGAGUACAACUACACUUAUACUCAAUCCUGAGUACUAGUACCUCAUAUUGACUGCUACUACACAAAUAUUUUAUACUGGGUACUACUGCAGUAUAUUUCAAAGUGCGUUCUAUUCCAGUAAUACCUCGUACUUAUCCCACUAACAUUGUUAAAAAUGAAAAGUGGAGUUUAUUUUGACAGAAACAACAGGAAGCUCUGGUUUCUAAGGCUUUUAAUUUGUAGUUUUUUCAGAUGAACUCUUCAAACAGAUCAAUUCUCAAAAAGUCUUUCCACUAAUAAAUCAGUAAAAUCAGUAAAUCAAUAUUUAUUGCUCUGAUGUCGCUCUUGUACCAGGUGACCAGGAGAUGACCAAUGACUUUCAUUAUUGGGAGCUCCGCCCCCUGGCUGAUUGGAAGUCAUUCAGUGUGGGCGUGGCUUACCGGGCAAGCCUGGGUCGCUACGACCAAUUAGGAAAGAGUGCAGGUUCAUGGUGUCUCAAUGCCAGCCAAUGGCUGCAGAGCUCUCUUGCUGUAAAGCACAACAAUAAAGCCAAGGUUCUGGAUUGGCCGAUCCCUCAGCGGAUAGGAAUCUACUGUGACUACGAAAAUGGUACGUCCAAAACAAAGAUCAGACUGGGGACAAAUUUAUUUAUAAAUAAUUUAAACCUUUUGUGACUCUGUCUUAAGGGGUCAUGUGACUCUCUGUUGGUCAUGUGACUCAGGUGUUUGUUGGUCAUGUUACUUAGGUGUCGUAUCUCUCUGUGUUUCAGGCGAAUUGUUUUUUCUGGACGUCGAUCGUCUUCGUCUUCUUCACACCUUUAAAACGAAGUUCAGUCAGCCCCUGGUCCCUGCCUUUACUGUGAGUACUGCAGAAAUACUACAUUACUAGUACAGCAAUAGUAUUACUGCAGAAAUAUUACAGUUCUAGUACAGCAAUAGUAAUACUGCAGAAAUACUCCACUACUUGUACAGCAAUAGUAAUAUUAAUGGUGAUACUUGCAGUAGUAUUGCAGUAUUAACAGUAUUAUUACUGUGUUACAGGUGUGGUGUGGGGGCAUCACCAUAACGACUGGCCUGCAGGUGCCGAGCUUCAUGGGUAAUUUUCGCUCCACCAAUCGGAGUCUGAGUGACUUGUCUCAAUAG
Xyrichtys novacula (pearly razorfish) is the source of this 13838-nucleotide messenger RNA. The record is from the annotation of a GenBank genome assembly. Lineage: Eukaryota; Metazoa; Chordata; Actinopteri; Labriformes; Labridae.